Messenger RNA from Ambispora gerdemannii, 642 nucleotides. Lineage: Eukaryota; Fungi; Glomeromycota; Glomeromycetes; Archaeosporales; Ambisporaceae. The record is from the annotation of a GenBank genome assembly.
AUGGCUACAAUUCCACAAAAAAUCGCGACAACCGCACUAAAAUCGGUAAUAAGUAAAACUAUUAAAAGCCAUCACCACAACAACAGUGACGUUUCCCAAACAGAACUCGCAAACUCACGACCAAAUAACACAACAUCAGUACCAAACGCCAUCAACAAGGGACGAAAAAAGAAUAAAUAUAAUUUACCACCUGGUCUCACAAAACAAGAAGCAAAAAUAUUGAAAUCAGUGCGAAGGCGAGCGAGAUUUUAUGAUGAAAAUUUUUGUUCUUGUGGUUGUUUCUCGAUUGGUCUUGAUCCGUUGUUGGGGCUUCUGCCGGUGAUUGGUGAUUUCAUGGGUACUUUUCUCUCGUUAAUGUUAGUGAAAACUGCAAGACAAGCAGAUUUACCCACCAUCAUAGUCUCCAAGAUGAUGGUAAAUGUCUGUAUUGAUUUUAUGAUGGGACUAAUACCGCUACUAGGUGAUUUAGCAGAUUAUGUAUAUAAAUGUAAUACGCGUAAUGCGGACAUAUUGCACGAAUACCUUGAAGAUCGAGCGAAGAAUAGAUCAUUAGUGUUGGAAGAAGGGUCGGUCGAGAUACUCGAACGACUUCCUCAAAUACCUGAAGAAGGUACUUCUAACAAUGGGAAAAUCGAAAGAUGA